AUGGCGAUACCUGUUGCGCGCGUGCACCUCGCCAUGGCGCACGCCGCUCUUCCCGGGCUGCUCCCGACUCCGCCCAAGCGCACGAUGCUGCCGCUGCUACCGGCGGCGCCGUGCGCCGUCAUCCUCCCCAGUUCACCGCUGCGCAGGCCCAGCCGUGCCGACGCCGCGGGGAGGUGGGACGCGCACAAGACCAAACCAGCCGGCAGCCCGGCGUCGUCGUCGUCGUCCUCCUCCUCCUCCUCAUGUGGCCAAAAUUCCUUUGGCAGCAACAAGAAGAUCGUGACGCUGACCUCUUCGUCGGGCAGAACCAGCCCGGCGAGCAGCAGCCGCGCCGACUCAGAGGAGAGGUGGGACGCGCACAAGAAGCCGGCGAGCCCAGCGUCGACGUCGGCGUCGUCAUCCUCGGCGAUCAGCAACAAGACGAAGACGUGCCGCGUCUGCAGGCACCCCAACGGCCAAAGGUCGUCGUCGUCCGCCGAGCGCUGGGACGCGCAGAAGAAGCCAGCUCGGGCGCCGCAGCGGGCCGAAGAGCUCGAGGACGGAGAGAGCAGCACCGGGAGCAACGACGUGGAGUUGUUCAUGCCACGGGAUCAGCCGCCGCCGCGAUCAUUCUACGCUGGACCUGGCUUCAUCACCUCGCCGGAGCCGAGCAUGCUUCCCAAACCAUCGUUCAUGGUCCGUGUUGCCUAG
Molecule: messenger RNA, 690 nt
Organism: Panicum virgatum (switchgrass)
Lineage: Eukaryota; Viridiplantae; Streptophyta; Magnoliopsida; Poales; Poaceae
Product: putative protein TPRXL
Exons: 1
Coding region: 1-690 (229 amino acids)
Source: RefSeq, a predicted model, not a curated record